AGCACAGCUUCCGCCUUCCUGCCACCGCUGCCUGAUGGGAUGCUGCUGGAGGAAUGUUUGAGGCGGGCUCUUUGGGGGGGACCCAGGUGGUGGGACACAGGGACAUCGUCCUCGGUCCGCUAGUCCUUAUCGCCACGGCUUUACAACACAUCAGCAUUACCUGCUGCUGAGCCAUUUUUGUGCACAGCGAUCGACGGACGGAGCAGCUGGUUCUGACCUCUCUGCUCCCGCCGGCUACAAAAGAAGAAGAAGCAGCAGCUAGCCGCAAGUUCCCAGAUGGCAGCUUUCCCACUAAAGUUCACCAUGAAAACAGCAAUGUUUUUGCUCCUGGUCGCCGCCAUCUGCGCCUGUGGACUCGCUCAGGAUGAAGAGCAUGCUGCGGAGGAGCUGCAGGUGGAGACGUUGGUGAAGCCCGAAACUUGCUCCGCGCCCUCUAAAAUAGGAGACACGCUUCAAAUCCACUACACAGGGAAACUGAUGGAUGGGAAGGUGAUCGACUCAUCACUGUCCAGGGAUCCUCUCGUUGUCGAGCUGGGCAAGAGGACGGUUAUUGCUGGUCUGGAGCAAAGCUUGAUUGGUGUGUGUGAAGGGCAAAAAAUCAGAGCCACUAUUCCUUCUCAUCUUGCUUAUGGAAAAAAAGGUUACCCCCCUACAAUUCCAGGUGACGCCGUUCUGCAGUUCGAUGUGGAGGUGAUCUCACUAUCACAACAGACGCCGUGGCAGAAGAUGAUCAACGAUGUGUUCCCUCUCAUGUGUUUGGCCCUGGUGCCCGCUCUGCUCGGCUUGGUGGGGCUUUACCUCUACAAAAAGGCCAGCGCCGAGAAGCCGAGCAAAAAGAAGGCCAAAGAUAAGAAGAGCAAGAAGAAAUAAGGACAAGGCACAAAAUUCAAUAAACUUUUUAAAUGAC
This is a messenger RNA of Nematolebias whitei (Rio pearlfish), 907 nucleotides long. It is a transcript of the gene fkbp11, whose product is annotated as FKBP prolyl isomerase 11. Bases 277 to 870 code for a protein of 197 amino acids. Gene Ontology annotation, biological process: protein peptidyl-prolyl isomerization. NCBI's taxonomy places the organism in Eukaryota, Metazoa, Chordata, Actinopteri, Cyprinodontiformes, Rivulidae. Gene Ontology annotation, molecular function: peptidyl-prolyl cis-trans isomerase activity. The record is from RefSeq and is a predicted model, not a curated record. The transcript has 6 exons.